CCAGAGAACAUUCAUAUGAUGCGAAAAUGGGAAGGUGGAGACCCCGGAGUGGUUAACCAAAAAACACCAACCACUCUUCUACUAGAUCCCAAUGAGAAAUUCCAUUCUUUUGGAUAUGCUGCAAGGGACAAUUAUCAUGACGUUGAUCCAGAAGAAGCAAAAAAAUGGCUCUAUUUUGAAAAAUUCAAAAUGACUCUUCAUAAAACAGAGCAUUUAAGUCGAGAGACUUUAAUUCAUGCUGCAAAUGGAAAAGGGAUACCGGCCCUAACUGUGUUCGCCCAUGCACUUCGCUAUUUCAAAGAACAUGCCUUACAAGAACUAAGCGAUCAAUCCGCCACAGCCAUCUUGAAUGACGAUGUCCGGUGGGUUGUGACAGUUCCCGCCAUAUGGAGGCAACCUGCCAAGCAGUUCAUGCGAAACGCGGCCUAUGAGGCCGGUAUAGCAUCUCCUGAUAAUCCGGAGCAACUGCUGGUUGCUUUGGAGCCUGAAGCAGCAUCCAUAUUUUGUCGACGUCUGAGGUCACAUCAAUUGAUUCCCCUGAUUUCAAGUCCGCAAAGACUGCUGAUGCCUAACAUCAAAGAAGACACCGAAUCCAGUCAAGAACCCGCCGUGAUAGAAAACGCCGAACCGUCAUGAAAUUGUGCCCCAAGUAACAAUGAAUUUAUUCUUAAUAUUCUUCACACAGGCACAAAAUAUAUGGUAGUUGAUUGUGGAGGAGGAACUGUGGACAUCACAGUACAUGAAAUCAUAGACGAGAAUGGGACUAUUAAGGAACUGCACAAGGCAACAGGUGGACCUUACGGAUCAAUUGGAGUGGACAUAGAAUUUGAGAAGCUGUUGGGAAGGAUAUUUGGAGUAGAUUUCGUAGAACAAUUCAAAGCAAGGAGACCAGUAGCUUUCGUCGAGCUGAUGGUGGCUUUCGAAGCAAGAAAGCGGAAUGCAAGUCCUUUCAAGAUUACGCCAAUCAACAUUGCUCUUAAUUUCCCUUUCAUCGAUGAUUUCAAGAGGACUAAAAUUGGAUCGAUUGAUGCCGCCGUCAAAAAAUUUGGAAGCAAAGAAAUUAAGUGGUCCUCACAAGGCAUGCUACGAUUAGAACCCGCUGCCAUGCUGACGCUUUUCCAACCCACACUCGAUGCCAUACGAUUGCACGUAUCCAACGUCUUAGAAAACUGUGGAAGCAGCAACAUAUCCUACCUGUUCCUUGUUGGCGGCUUUGCCGAAUCAGCUAUUCUCCAGAAGUGCAUUCGAGAUGCCUUUUCUAGCCGACUCAAGGUCAUCAUUCCUCAAGAUGUCAGUUUGGCCAUAUUGAAAGGGGCAGUCCUCUUUGGAGUAGAUCCCACAGUUGUCAGUUCUAGAAGAUCUAGAUUGACUUAUGGUGUUGGCGUUCUCAACAGGUUCAUCAACGGCGUUCAUCCGCAAGAGAAGCUAGUCAUCAAGGACGGCGUGGAAUGGUGCGCCGAUGUCUUCGAUAAAUUCGUUCUAGCAGAUCAAUCCGUAUGUGUUGGGGACACAGUUAUCCGUCGUUACACACCUGCGAGAAGUGGUCAGACAUGCAGCGUCAUCCACAUUUACUGCAGCGAGAGGGAAGGUGUCCAGUUCAUCACCGACCCAGGGGUUAAAAGAUGUGGUACAUUGGUGCUAGACCUGGAGGACGAGAAGCUGGAAGCUCAGCAAACCGGGAAGAGGGAGAUUCAGACCAUCAUGAUCUUCGGCGACACGGAAUUGAAAGUCAGCGCCAUGGAUGUCCUCACCGGGAGAUGCGUUAAAGCUGAAGUGGAUUUCCUCAAUGGAUAGUUAUAUGCAGAACUGUUUGUGCUGGUGAAAAGUUUCAUUGUGAAGUAGUCGACGCAGCGUAGCAUUCAAGCUAAUUUUUGAUGCCAGGAAACGUUUUUGUCAAAGACAAACAUAAUGCGAGUAAAGUUUCACAGUCGAUUCAUGUAAUUUUUAUUUUAAAGAAAUGAAAAGAGGGACAAAUUAACAUUGAACCUUGCUGAUGUGAAGUUAUUGAUAUGAAGUGAUAAAAAAUGUUUUAUCGGAAAAUACUUGAAAACACACAUAUUAACUACCAUCUACGGACACUUCCAUCGAACUUGUUUCAGAUGAUGGAAAAUGCUUUCGUCGGGGAGUAAAAAUUAUGAGGGUGAAUUUUCCACAAUUAACUAAUAACUUCAUUUUUUCAAGAAAUAAAAAAGAAAUGAACAUUGAACCAUGCUGUAAAGUUGUUGGUAGGAUAGUAUAAAAGACGAAUCGAUCUCAAACUCUCAUUCCUUUCGGGUGGUAAAGCCAGUUUAUAUCUCGAAGAAAGUGCAUUUUGCUAGAAACUGAACUCAUUGCAUUGGUUAUACUUUUGAGUAGGACUUUAAACAACAAGUUCUACUUUGAAGAACAUUUUAAUGUUAGUCAUUGCUUCAUUCAAAUAAUUAAAGGAAGUGCAUAACAUUUUAAAGUAAUGAAAUAUUAAAAUAAUGUAUCAAAAGACUUUAAAAUUUUAAGCUUAAUCUUCUACAAACCAUCUUUGGUGAGAGAAAGAUUUUCUUUUACUUGUAGGAUGUGCAUGUUAGAAUAAUAUUAUCAACUUUACGUGUCCCGAAGUGAUGUUUCAUUCUUCAACAAUGCAAAUAAGAAUUUCUUUAAAAAUGACUUUCAAUGAUAGUUUAAACUGCAAAAACGAAAACGUCUGUUGUUUGUUGCAGUAGUUCAAGCGAAUUGCUAGAUUCGUAAUCAUUAGUGCAUUUUACAAAACAGAGUAGUAUACCUUUUAGUUCAGAAACAAAAUUUUAUUGAAAUGAUUAAGUUUUCAAUUGUUCUGCAUUGAAAAAUAAAACGGUAGAGCUCAAAUAUUUUAUUGGUGCUUUAGAAAAAAUAGUUAUGUUAUUUAGGUAGUAAUGGCCUGCAAAUUAUUGCUAUUAGUUAUAGUCUGUGAGUAAGUUAUAGCAUCAAAUCAAUGUUUAUAACUUCGUCAUUUAUAAACUGCUUCAUAGAAAUGGAUACUUUAACUGUGAAACUACACUAAAGAAUGUUCCUAAAUUUUGAGCGGAUGCAUUGUCAUGGUCGAUUUUUAUGCUUCAUAUGCAUAAAAAACUAUCGAAUGCCUUACGAUAUUAAGUUCAAAUCCGAACCUCAAAUAAUUGAUGUGCCAAUUUAUAUAUUGUACUGUGUUUUAAUUUUAGAGUAUUUGUUCCAUUUGUGCAAUAAAAUUUAUU
Uloborus diversus is the source of this 3203-nucleotide messenger RNA. Its product is annotated as heat shock 70 kDa protein 12A-like. The record is from RefSeq and is a predicted model, not a curated record. NCBI's taxonomy places the organism in Eukaryota, Metazoa, Arthropoda, Arachnida, Araneae, Uloboridae. The transcript has 7 exons.